Drosophila willistoni is the source of this 1507-nucleotide messenger RNA. Its product is annotated as UPF0687 protein C20orf27 homolog. The transcript is spliced from 2 exons. The record is from RefSeq and is a predicted model, not a curated record. Bases 215 to 766 code for a protein of 183 amino acids. NCBI's taxonomy places the organism in Eukaryota, Metazoa, Arthropoda, Insecta, Diptera, Drosophilidae.
UCAGUGUUGUUUUUGUUUUGAAGCGAAGUGGUCGAGAGUAGUGCCAUCGGUAGAAUAUUUUGUGUGUUUUUUUUUUGCGCAAAUUAAGCAUUUUGAGCCCCUGAUAAACGAUAUAGCAAACGACGAAUUUUCUGUGUGAAAAUUGUUGACAACCGGCCGGGAAAGGCAACCACUUCAAACAAUCCAGGACAGACAAGGCAUUUAUAGGAACAAAAUGGGAGACGAAGCCACAGCCACCGAAACUUUGGACCAUCAAGAUCAUCAUGUGCACUUUGAUGCGGCCACAUUGAAGGAUGACUUUGAAUCGGACAGUUGUGUGACAUAUCAAAGGUCGGGCGACACAAUUGUCGUUAGCCUGGGAUUUCUGCAAAUCAAUCAUCGAUAUCUGAUUGACUUGAAAUUGCCGGCCACAUUGUUUGGUGAAGUGGUGGCGGCUAAAGUUGGCAGCAAAUUUGUACCCGUUGUUAGUGCCACACCGAAUCUGCAUUGCCGCAUCACCGAAUUCGCCGGGACCAAGCACGAUGAGCAUGAUUUCUACGAAAUGAAAUUGGAGUUCUUUGCGUAUAAGGAGAAGCUAUUACGCGAAGUCCUGCACAUUGUCAACUCGAACAAUGCCAAGGAGCUGCUGCAGUUGGUGAUUGCAGCUCGAGUGCUCGGCAAGGGCAAGGGAACACCAAUGCUGCGGACUGGCAUCCAUUGCAUAGGAGUUGAGCGCGAUGACGAUGAAUCGGAGGCCUCAGAUUUCGCUGGUUUUGAUAAGCCCUAAAGACGCUGACUGCCUCUGGCCCUUCAUUUAAGCCGUUCAGUCUUGUUAAAUUCUACUAUUGACGUGUAUUUUUUUUCUUCCCUCUCCCCUCUAUGUCGCGUGUCCUAGUUUGUUAAGUAAAAGUAAAAGUAAAACAAAAUUAUAUAUGUAACUAUACAAAUAUUGUAUGAGAAAGCUAGUUUUUACAUAAAAUAAGAAAAAUAUGUAUGUAUUAACCGAAAUUGUAUGUAAAAUUCAUUGAGCAUUUGUUGUGCAUUAGUGGGCAUGUUGUUUGGCGUCUCUCUAUGUGUCUGUUAGUUGUCACACGCUAGUGCAGUGUACUUAGAAUUCGAUUGUAUUUUAAGAAGGCUCAGGAAUCAUUAUUCCCCAGAUAGAAUUAGAGGAGAGUACUAGAAGAAGGAGGAGGAGGUGGAGGAGAUUCCGUUUUGUGUUCGAUUCCAUCAACUUGUAUCAACAUGUGGCCAAAACUGUCACAAUAUUGUAUUUAACUUGUAACUAAAAUGUCAAUUUCGAUUAAUAAGACACAUGCAACCAAUCGACUAACCACACACACACACACACAAACGCAUAGAGAUUGACUGUGUUUUGCAAGUAAAUAAUGUCUAUCAAUAAUCUGAGACAGCGACUUGACUUGGUGGUUUAUGCAAAUAACAAUAACAACAAGCAACCAAACAACUAACCAACAAACAUUGGGAAUAUAUAGUAUAAAUAAAUAUAAUGCCCACAAAUGCAUUAAACGAG